Messenger RNA from Effrenium voratum, 1947 nucleotides. Lineage: Eukaryota; Dinophyceae; Suessiales; Symbiodiniaceae. The record is from the annotation of a GenBank genome assembly.
AACGGGCGGGGGGGACGGUGCCAUGCCUCAACGCAGAGCGGGGCGUUGGGAAGAGCGAGCUGUCAAACAUCGAGCGGUUCAUUGCACUAUGUACACCGCGACUCAUGAACUUUUAGAUUUUGAACUUGGGCGUCACGCCAUGGAGAAACUCGUGGAGCUGGUCGCGGCCCACCAGCAGGAAUUGCAUCACCUCAUCGACUCGCAGCGCGAAGCGCUCCGCACCGUCUUGGAGGAAGUCAACUUUGCACCCCAACCGCCUGAUGAUGGUGAAGGCAUCACCAUGGCAUUGGAGGAUGCCCAGCGCCCAAUGCAGCCGACGCUGCCUGAGGACGUGGACCCCUUGCCAAGUUCGCCUCUCGAGAUCUGGAGCGAGAAGAUAGAGAUCCCAGAGUUUGAGGCUCAUCACGUGGAAACGGGUUCCAAUGGCUCCGAGCCCUUCGACUUGAGCACCUGCGUGGAGGACGCCCAGAUUCGCUCUGAGCGGCCCUCAGGUGUCGUCUCCAGUCACAUGCUGGGCGUGGGUGCAGACACCAGCACCAAGCAGAAGAUGCUGUACCGCCUGGAUUGCUUGGCGGGACUCUGUGUGCUUUUGAACUCCCUGUUCAUGACCGUGGAGCUGGAGUUGGAGGGGCGUAUGAGCGGGGCAUUGUUGGGACGCACCCCGCCCAUGGACUUGGACAGCGCCACGUUCUUCAACGUCACCGACAACAUCUUCGCUGUCCUCUAUUUCUUGGAGCUCGUGUGCCGCGUGGCAAUUGAGAAGAAGAAGUUCUUCCAGACGGCGGUAAACUGGUUUGACAUCUUCCUGGCGACUACGACCUGCCUGGACGUCUGGCUUCUCAGGCCAAUGGCGCUGUCAGGCGGCGCGACGGACCAGAUGAUCUUGCUGCGCCUGGCGCGGGCUGUGAAAUCCAUGCGGGCCAUCCGGAUGGUGAGAACUCUUCGCCUCUUCCGCGGGCUGCGGGUGCUCGUGCGGGCAUGCUACUCCUUCCUGCCCUCGCUGGCCUGGUCCAUGGUGCUCUUGGCCAUAUUCAUGAUCAUGGGUGCGCUCAUGCUGGGGAACCUGCUGCAGGAGUUCAUUGCGGACACCUCCCAAGAUGCAGAGUCCAGAGACUGGAUUUGGGAGCACUACGGCACGGCCCUGCGGGCCAUGUACACCCUCUACGAGAUCACCUUCGCGGGUAACUGGCCAACAUAUGCACGCCCGGUGAUUAGAGACGUGGGCAGCUACUUUGCGCUGUUCUUCCUGGCGUAUAUCACGCUCAUUGUAUUUGCCGUGAUCCGCGUCAUCACUGCGAUAUUUUUGAAGGAUACUCUGGACGCUGCGAACAACGACGCGGAGCUUCUCGUGGUUGAGCGUCUUCAAAAGAAGGCAUCUUAUGUCAAAAAGCUCGAAACCAUUUUCCAGUCGAUCCGCGAGGCAAAUGGAAUGAUCAGCCAGGCACGGUUGGAGGAGACUUUGGAAGAUCCAAAGGUGAAGGCAUACUUCCAGACUCUGGAAGUGGACGUGCACGAAGGCACCGCUCUCUUCCACAUUCUGGAUAAUGGUGACGGCGAAGUUACUCUAGAAGAGUUUAUAGAUGGAAUUCUACGGUGCAAAGGACCUGCGCGGGCCAUCGACCAGGUGGCCAUGCAGGCUGAGAUGCGGCAAAUGUCUGCCAAGCUGGAGGAUGCCACCGAACUCUUGGAGAGGGCCUUCGGCAAUAAGCCUCCCCCACGCCUGUUCCGGCGUGGCUCCCGCGCAGAAUACAUGCGCCUCUUCCGCAUGGACGCGACGGAUCAGCUGAACUUUCAGCACACCGCCUCUGAGCGGAUCUGACGCCUUGCUGAGCCAGCUGCGUGAACAGGGCACUUGGCACUUGAGGGCUCUAAUUGCAAGCCUUGCGUGCCUCAAACCAGGUGGCACUUUCUUAAACUGUGUUCCGGUGGCCUUCUUGACAGGGACCC